Mugil cephalus (flathead mullet) is the source of this 1980-nucleotide messenger RNA. Its product is annotated as ras-related protein ORAB-1-like. Bases 390 to 1001 code for a protein of 203 amino acids. Gene Ontology annotation, molecular function: GTP binding; GTPase activity. The record is from RefSeq and is a predicted model, not a curated record. The transcript is spliced from 6 exons. Lineage: Eukaryota; Metazoa; Chordata; Actinopteri; Mugiliformes; Mugilidae.
AGCUCUCAGUGGCAGAGACGACACAGUCAGCGACAACCACAGGAAGAGCCACAGCCAUUUAGCUACACAUCUUGGCCGUGUUUAAUCUUGCUCGAUCGUUUUACGCCCGCGGGACGAGUUACAAAUCUGUUUUCCUUUGUAAAAAGAAAGAUUAGAUAACUAGAAAACCUCGUACCUUUGGUGUUAUUGCUCUAGCUAAUGGUAGCGUUUUUCUUUGGCGGCCAUUUUGGUUCUUUUUGCUGAGAAACUGCUAGCUCGGCUGUGUGUGUUUUUUUUUAUUUUUCUUCCAGUGUGAGCUACCUGCCGCUCCUGUUUUUUUUUUUCCCCCACACAUCUGCGGACCGAGGAAAGGAGACGUUUGACUGUAUACACUAUACACCGAGACAACCAUGAAUCCUGAAUAUGACUAUUUAUUCAAGCUGCUCCUGAUUGGUGACUCUGGCGUUGGAAAGUCUUGCCUCCUUCUCCGAUUUGCAGAUGACACAUACACAGAAAGUUACAUUAGCACUAUUGGUGUGGACUUCAAAAUACGAACCAUAGAACUAGAUGGGAAGACCAUUAAACUUCAGAUUUGGGAUACAGCAGGACAGGAGAGGUUUCGUACAAUCACGUCCAGCUACUACAGAGGCGCUCAUGGUAUCAUUGUUGUCUACGACGUCACAGACCAGGAGUCCUUCAACAAUGUCAAACAGUGGCUACAGGAGAUCGACCGAUACGCCAGUGAAAAUGUCAACAAACUGUUGGUUGGGAACAAGUGCGACCUGACGACAAAGAAGGUGGUAGAUUACACAACAGCGAAGGAGUUUGCAGACUCUUUGGGAAUCCCCUUUUUGGAAACGAGUGCCAAGAACGCAACCAAUGUGGAGCAGGCCUUCAUGACCAUGGCUGCUGAGAUCAAGAAGAGGAUGGGCCCCGGGGCCACGGCCGCGGGGGGGGAGAAGCCCAACGUGAAGCUGACCCCGGGCACUUCGGUCAAGGCCUCGUCAGGAGGAUGCUGCUGAGAGAAAGAAAUAGCGAGAAAGAGAGAGUGAGAAAGAUAGAAAGAAAAGGAAAGAAAAGAAAGAGAGAAACCACUUCCACUUUGCAGCCCGGCUGCCAUUCCCCCUCUAAACUCCACUGUGUCCCAGCGAAGCCCCCCCCCCCCCCCCCCCCACCAACCACAAAAACCGAGACAGGACAGACGUGAUUCACAUUCAAAUGUGUGUGAGAACAAGGUGAAGUUUCCUGUGUUGGUCCAUCACGUAGCCGUACUACCAAAAAAAACAAUUAAAGCAUCUUUUUUUUUUUUUUUUUUUUGUCAUACUGUCCUGUUAUUAAAGACAGAUUCUACACAUAGAAUUCGACUCCCUAUCAUCCUCCCUCAGAUUUCAGACCCCCCCUCCACCUCCAGAGGCUUUAUUAAGUCGUCUGGAUGCAGGUUGAUGAGAACAAUGUGUGUUACGUAUGUGUGUGUGUGUGUGUGUUUGGGUGUGUGAAUGUGUCUUUCUCUGCAUUCCUGCAGCAGGGCUGGUAAACGAACCGUUUCCAUCGAUGCUUUUCUGUUUGUACGGACGUCCUCUGUCCUUUCACUCAUCGUCUCGCUGUCUUUUUUUCAGCAUGCGUCUCUCUCUCUCUCUCUCUUCGUCUAUUCCCAUUUUGAAGGAGUAUUUUUAUUAUUAUUUUUUUUUUCUUUUUCUUCUUCCUCUUCUUCCUCCUCCUCACCAAACGUCUGCACCAACAGUGUCUGAACUGUCCAGCAUCUGAAGUAUAGUGCAACCGUACAUGUACAUAAACAUUAUGUACAGUAUAUACAGUAAAUGUUCGAUCUGAUUUGCCAGUUCUGUUCGUGCCCCAAUAUAUUCUGGAAAAAAAAAAAAAAAAAAAAAAUUAGUCUUGACUCUUCUAUCUCUGCAUUAAAUUUGUGGCUAAAGACGACUGUAAGUUUCUUGCUCAACAUGUAACACUUAAACUGAAAAAUAAAUAUUGUACUACCAGACUGUA